AUGUCCGCCACAGAGUUCAAGGAGUCAAUCGACCACCUCGAAUCCGAGAAACCACAGCAACUCGAGAGCCUCGCAGAGCGCGGCCACGCCGUCACAGACGAGCAUGGCAACGUCCUUGUGGAGUUCGAUGCAGCGGCGGAAAAACGUCUGGUCCGUAAAAUCGACCUCUUCGUCGUCCCCACCGUCGCCAUGAUCUAUCUCUGGUGUUUCAUCGACCGCGCCAAUAUCGGUAAUGCCAAAAUCGCCGGCAUGCAAAAAGACCUCAACCUCCAUGGAUAUCGCUACAAUAUCCUGCUCACCUCCUUCUACGUGUCGUACAUUUUGUUUGAGAUUCCUUCGAAUAUCUUGUGCAAGUGGAUCGGACCGGCUAUUUGGUUGCCGGCCAUCACCUUUCUCUUUGGCCUCAUGAGUAUGGCGACGGCAUUUGUGCAUUCGUUUGGAUCGGCCGUGGUCGUGCGUUUCCUUCUAGGCGUCUUUGAGGCAGGCGUGCUUCCCGGAAUCGCAUAUUACCUCUCGCGGUGGUAUCGCAAGAGCGAGUUGAUCUUCCGUCUCGCUUUAUACCUCUGCACCGCCCCUUUGGCCGGCGCGUUUGGCGGACUACUCGCCGGCGCAAUUCUCUCUCUGCCAGGAAUUGGAAGUGUUCAUUCAUGGCAACAACUUUUCCUUGUCGAAGGCAUCAUCACAAUGGGUGUCGCUCUCAUUGCAUUCUUCACUAUGACCGACCACCCUAAUACGGCUCGUUGGCUCUCGGACGAUGAGAAAGCUCUCGCCAUCGCCCGCGUAAAGUCGGAAAACGUUGGAACGACCGAAGUCACCGAUAAGCUAGACAAGAAGAAACUACUCGCUGGAAUCGUCAACCCCAACACCCUCGCCACAUCGUGGAUCUUCCUCUUUGUCAAUGUCACCGUUCAAGGUAUUGCUUUCUUCACCCCCACCAUUGUCGCCACAAUUUACCCGAACGAGUCCAUUGUUCGCAAACAACUCUGGACAGUCCCUCCCUACGUCGUCGGCGUGGUCAUCAACCUCAUCAUCCCCUUUGCCUCGUGGAAGACUGACCGGCGCCUGGUCUUUUUCAUCUCUUCCGCCUGUCUCGCUAUUACCGGAUACAUCAUGUUCCUCGCAACGACCAACCCCCGCGUCCGGUACGGCGCCGUCUUCUUCGCCAUCAGUGGUUCGUUCCCCUUUGGCGCCCUUUGUAAUGCACACGUCGCGGUCAAUGUGCUUUCCGACUCGGCACGAUCCACUGCAAUCGGAUGGAAUGUCAUGGUCGGUAAUAUUGGCGGCCUUAUCUCCACAUGGUCGUAUCUCCCCCACGAUUCGCCCGACUUCCAUAUUGGUAAUGGCCUCAACCUCGCGGGUAACUGCACCAUCCUCAUCACUUCCAUUCUCCUCCUCCUUUACCUCGGCGCCGACAACAAGAAGCGCGACAAGGUCACCGACGACGAGGUCGACGCAAAGCUCGCUGGCAAGACCCAGCUCGAGAUCCAGGAGCUCGACUGGAAGCACCCCGCCUGGCGCUGGCACCUUUAA
Cutaneotrichosporon cavernicola is the source of this 1530-nucleotide messenger RNA. RefSeq lists its product as uncharacterized. The coding region runs from base 1 to 1530 and encodes 509 amino acids. Gene Ontology annotation, molecular function: transmembrane transporter activity. Gene Ontology annotation, cellular component: membrane. Lineage: Eukaryota; Fungi; Basidiomycota; Tremellomycetes; Trichosporonales; Trichosporonaceae. The transcript has 2 exons. The record is from RefSeq and is a predicted model, not a curated record. Gene Ontology annotation, biological process: transmembrane transport.